Molecule: messenger RNA, 1591 nt
Organism: Lolium perenne
Lineage: Eukaryota; Viridiplantae; Streptophyta; Magnoliopsida; Poales; Poaceae
Biological process (GO): vegetative to reproductive phase transition of meristem
Cellular component (GO): nucleus
Molecular function (GO): minor groove of adenine-thymine-rich DNA binding; DNA-binding transcription factor activity
Source: RefSeq, a predicted model, not a curated record
CAGAAGAAAGGCACACAUUUCGUGACCGUAUAGCAGGUAGCUGCUAGCCGGCACCAUGACAAGAUUGAAACAUGCUCCUCCAGGAUCACCAGUUGCCACUUCGUGUCGUUUCCACACUCCACCGCCCGCCUGCGGCACACUACACUAUCGCUUUUGCUUUUGCUUGUGCGGCGUCGCGCCGCGCCGCCAGGGAAUCCAACGUCAGUAGCAGGGUGGAGGCUCCACAGAUCAAGAAGCUGGCGGCGAGCAACUUGUGGGAGCGGGCCGAUGAGAGCGCCAUGGCCGGGAUGGACCAUGGCGGCGGCGGCGGCGACGGCGGCGGGAGUGCUCAGGGCCCGUCGCGCUACCUCGACCUCCUCCUCGCGCAGCUCUCCCCCACCACGGACGUCAAGGCGGAGCAGCACUCCAUGGAGUCGCCGGAAAGGAUCCCCGCAUCCGCCUCCGUCUCCGGCGCCGAGCCCCAUCCCGAAGGAGACCAGAAGCCGUCCUCUUUGGCCAUCGUCCUGGCGGAGGGCGGCGGCGGAUCCGCCCGCCGAACGGGGCGCCCGCGGGGAAGGCCGCCAGGGUCCAAGAACAAGCCCAAGCCGCCCAUCAUCGUGACCCGCGACAGCCCCAACGCGCUCCACUCCCACAUCCUCGAGGUCGCCGCCGGCGCCGACGUCGUCGAGUGCCUCGCCACGUACGCGCGCCGCCGCGGGCGCGGCGUCUGCGUGCUCAGCGGGGGCGGCGCCGUCACCAACGCGGCGCUCCUUCAGCCCGAAGGCCUCGUCGCCACCCUGGCCGGGCAGUCCGAGAUCGUGUCUCUCACGGGCACGGUGCUGCCGCCGCCCGCGCCCCAGGGGGCCAGCGCUCUCGCCGUGUUCCUCGCCCUCGGGCAGGGGCAGGUCGUCGGCGGGACCGUGGUCGGCAAGCUCAUCGCUGCCAGGCCCGUGUUCCUCGUGGCCGCGUCGUUUGCGAGCGCCGUCUACGAGCGGCUGCCGCUGGAGGGGGGAGAACAGGAGACCGCCACAGCCGCCGAUGCGCAGGGAGCCGCUGGCGCGGCAGCGCCGUCACCGGGCGGUGUACCUCCGAAGCAGCCUGUGGCAUCGCCUUCGUCCGAGGUUACCGGAAAUGAGGACGGUGCCGGCAGAUCGUCGCACAAUCUUGGAGAAAAUGUUGGGAGCUGCCAGCCGCCCACACCAGGCGUCGACAUCGGGAGCUUCAGCAGCGUCAGGCCAUGAUUUCGGAUUCCCAUCUCAACUCUCAAGAUCGAUCUUAGCAAUGGCGUGGCAGGAUUAAGGGUGGUAAUUCCGAAACUAUGAUAUCGAUCAAUGUGGAAAAGCUUUCGUUUAAUGCAUUUUGCAAGCUCUGCACUUGUAAUGCAAACUAGACUAGGCGUAGGGACUAGAAUAUUCUGAAUCGCUAUAUACGAGUGGUACUUGACAUGAAGACAUUUUUUUGGGUGAAGAUGGUGAAAUUAGUGCAGCAAGAAUUGGAAAGUAAAAAGUCACCCCUGUUUAGAGUUUCAUCGUAUAAUCUCUUUUUAGAUGCUGUAAUCUUUCUAUGUAUAAUCAAGUUCUCCGUGGCCUUUUACCGCCACUUUUCAAUGCAA